CAUCACUGUGGCGGAGGCGCCGGGGAUUGGCGGACGGCGAGACACGCAACCGACACGCUGCGCCGCCGUUCCGCAACCAGUGGAAAUCCUUUACAUCCACGACUCCCCCCUCAUCCGGCAGAGCUGUUGCAUCAGUUGCCAGUGCAACGAGUAGGGCCGCCACAAGUGCCGGGAAGCAUUCGAAGGAAAAGCUUUGAGAUGUGUGGUAUCUGGGCUUUGUUUGGCAGCGAUGACUGCCUGUCAGUUCAGUGCACCAGUGCCAUGAAAAUUGCUCACCGGGGCCCCGAUGCCUUCCGCUUUGAGAACGUCAACGGCUUCACCAACUGCUGCUUCGGCUUCCACCGGCUGGCCAUCGUGGACCAGCUGCACGGCAUGCAGCCCUUGCGUAUCAAGAAGUUUCCUUUCCUGUGGCUCUGCUACAAUGGAGAAAUUUACAACCAUCACACGCUGAAGCAGCAGUUUGAGUUUGAUCACCAGACCAAAGUGGACGGUGAAGUUUUGCUCCAUCUGUAUGACCGCUUUGGCAUCCAGAAGAUGGCUUCCCUGCUGGAUGGCGUGUUUGCUUUCGUUCUGCUGGACACUGCCAACAAAAAAGUCUUUCUGGGACGGGACACGUACGGCGUGCGGCCUCUGUUCAAACUCCUCACAGAUGAUGGAUUCCUUGCGGUCUGCUCAGAGGCUAAAGGCCUGACAGACGUUACCCAUGCAAUGGCCAGCCCUGCCGACAUUGUCCCGUUUCUCCCUGGGCACUUUGAGGUCUUUGAUUUGAAGCAGAAUGGCAAAGUUCAGUCUAUUCAGAUGGAGCAGUUCCACUGCUGCACACAGGAGCCUGCUCACGCCAUCUACGACACCGCGGAGAGACUGCCUACAAGCUUCAACGAGGAAACCGUGAAGAGCAACAUCAGAACCCUGUUCGAGAGUGCCGUGAGGAAACGUCUCAUGGCUCAGAGGAGAAUCGGAUGUCUCCUGUCAGGUGGCCUGGACUCCAGUUUGGUCGCCGCUACACUGGUGAAACUGGCCAAAGAGGAGAAGCUGCAGUAUCCCAUUCAGACGUUCUCAAUCGGCUCGGAGGACAGUCCAGACGUCAUAGCUGCUCGCAAGGUUGCGGCUCACAUUGGCAGCGAACACCAUGAAGUGAACUUCAGCGUGGAAGAAGGCAUCCAGGCAGUGGAGGAAGUCAUCUUCCACCUGGAGACCUAUGACAUCACCACCAUACGUGCCUCUGUUGGGAUGUACUUGGUUUCAAAGUUCAUCAAGGAGAAGUCAGACAGUGUGGUGAUCUUCUCUGGUGAGGGUUCCGAUGAGCUGACUCAGGGAUACAUUUACUUCCACAAGGCUCCAACUCCCAAAGCAGCGGCAGAGGACAGUGUUCGACUGAUGAAGGAACUCUACCUGUUUGACGUUCUCCGCGCUGAUCGCACCACUUCUGCACAUGGUCUGGAGCUCCGAGUGCCCUUUCUGGACCACAGAUUCACAGCAUACUACAUGUCCCUGCCUGAGGAGAUGAGGAUUGCUAAGCAUGGAGUGGAGAAGCACCUUCUGAGGGAUUCCUUCAAAGGUCUCGACUUGAUCCCCGAUGAGAUCCUGUGGAGGCGCAAAGAAGCCUUCAGCGAUGGCAUGAUGUCGCUGAAGAAGUCCUGGUACACCUGCCUGCAGGAACACCUAGGAUCCGUGGUGAACGACGACCAGAUGGAGAAGGCUCACAAGACCUUCCGUCACUUGCCUCCGUGCACCAAAGAGGCCUACUACUUCAGACAGGUGUUCGAGAAGCACUUCCCAGGCCGGGCUGAGUGGCUCUCCCAUUACUGGAUGCCUCGCUGGAUCAACGCCACCGACCCGUCAGCCCGAACGCUGUCCAUCUAUAAACCACAUAAAGACCAGUGAUCGACUGUGUCUGUCAGUCAGCUAUAGGAUGGCCUCCAUAUUCAAUUUGUCAUUCAUAGCGUGAACUUGGUUGAAUUCGGAUCCAAUUGAACUUAGUAGGAUUUAGCUUGUGUUGCCUUACUGUACAUGUCGCUCGUCAAUACCAUGAUUGAGUUUGUCACACUGUCUGAUAAAGCUGUACUCUGUCAGACCCACUGAUUUCUCAUCUGAUUUUGGGACGUGUCACAGCUUUUAAGACAUUUGAAGGCAGCGAGGCCGACGUAUGAGCUCCAUCUGCAGCCUGUCAUUUCAGAACUGUAAUGCAUUUCUAUUGAUUUGUACAACCUAUUAAAGGCUUUUUCAAACAAA
Molecule: messenger RNA, 2232 nt
Organism: Scophthalmus maximus (turbot)
Lineage: Eukaryota; Metazoa; Chordata; Actinopteri; Pleuronectiformes; Scophthalmidae
Gene: asns
Product: asparagine synthetase
Exons: 12
Coding region: 199-1884 (561 amino acids)
Cellular component (GO): cytosol
Molecular function (GO): asparagine synthase (glutamine-hydrolyzing) activity
Source: RefSeq, a predicted model, not a curated record